GAAACUUGUUUCCGCGACCAAACAAUCGCUUUCCGUCUUAUUAGAAAAUUGCCCUAAAAUGUGAGAAAAAGUGUGUGAAAGGCGACACAAACCAGUGAGUGCUGCCCUACAAUGUAAAGACUUGCUGGGGAGGAUGUCUGGACAAGUGGGAACGACGCGGGUUCAGUUGAUGUGCAGCAAGUUUGAGAAUUUGCUUAAGGAGGAGCACCAAAGUCAUCAAACCAUCCCCAAAGUGGCCGCCAAGGGUGGCCAGCGCCCCCUCUUGCAGCGUUCCGCCACCGCCUUCACUCUCCGUCGUGUGGACAGUGCGGAAAAGUUGUCCGGCAGCGAAUUGGGCUCGAAGAGGAUCAAACGCAGUCCGGCCUUCAGAGAGAAAUUGCAGGCCAGGAGCAGGAUUUCCUCCUUCCCACUGCCCGGCGGCUCGCCAGAUCAUAGCGACACCAUCCUGCGGGCGCUGAAGCACCCAUUGCCAAAGGGGCCCCCACCGAAGAAACCGCCGAGGGCAUUUGAGGCCACCCGGAACAGUCCGGCGGCGGAGCACAUCUACAUGGAGCCCUUUGAGCACUUGCGCAGUCACUCUGAAGGCACCGGAAGCCCGUCAGCGGGCUCUACGGCCUCCACAGCGAGCAGCAGAGAGUUCAGGGAGUCGCCAACGAAACCUGAACUCCACUAUCUGUGCACGGACGUCACGGGACUCCGCGAGGACGAGCGCCCCAUGGAGAAGAUCUACGAUCAGGUGGGUGAGAUCGUCACUGUGGCCUUUGAUGGGUCCGUGUCCGAUGCCAAUAUCACACUGCUGCCGCCAGAGGGUGAGACUGGUGAGAAGAUUAGGGCGACGCGGAAGGAGCCAAGUACAAAUCUGUCCAGGAGUUGCACGGAGAAGAGGCGAGAGUACGUGAGGAGGACGUCGACGCUGUACGGCACGCUUCAUAGGCGAGAAUCAGUGGAUGCGACAGUGCCUAAGCCCAGUCAGAAGGAAGUCGAUCUGUUCAGGAUGUGUCUACUAGUGGAGUUCAAUUCUAUUACGAAUACGGCGCAUAUCAAGAGUCAAUUUCCCAGCGAGAGCGCCAUUCCGAGGAAUCUGGAGCAGCUGGUGUUCCCGUGCGGCGCGAAGCAGAGUGAAGGGCGGCCGAGGGAUGGUCAGGACUAUUCGCUGAUUCUCACGAAUGACAAUGGCGAGAGAUUGUACGGAUAUUGCAGGCGGAUUCUGCCUGAGAACAGCGAAAUUCUCCUGCCGAUGGCGUAUUGUCUGCUCACGGACACCAAAGCGCCUGGAUUCUACUUCAAGCUAUUGAAAGAGAUUGAGUCUCGCCAUGGACAGACCAAGAGUCAGUUCACGCGAAUGCUGCAGGACUUAAUGGAGUUGAAACUGCCGCCGCCUGGUCAGGUGUUGAGCCUUAGACUCUCACCAGCGUCCAACAAUGGGUCUAGACCGCCAGGAAUCUCACCUGACUUCUCUUGCAUCUCCACGGCGAGCUUCUUGAGUGGUGAUCUCGUCUUCCUGCGUCGUCCGUCGGACGUGCGCCUGGAGAGCAGCGAUUUGUGGCUUCUGCAUCGCACUCUGGGGUCUGAGCUGCUCUUGCACGUCUUCGGGACGCUUCUGCUGGAACGCAAAGUGGUGCUGUACAGUGAGAGUGUCUCUCUGGUGGCUUCCUGUAUCCUUGCCCUAGCGGAGAUUCUGUAUCCCUUCCAGUGGCAGUACACGCUAAUCACUGUCGUGCCGCAUCGCCUCCUGGAGAUCUGCCAGGCGCCCUUUCCUGUGCUCGUGGGCAGCGUGUGUGAAGUGGACGAGAUGGUGAUUGAUGAUGGAAUUGUGGUGAAUCUGGACAGUCGUCGAAUGACGCAAUGCUGCGGCGAUGAGAUGACUCUGAUCCCGGCGAAACUAAGAAACUCUCUUCUCGUCUCGCUGGAGAUGUACAAUGCGCUGAAUGAGGACAAAUUUCUUCUCAGUGUUCUCAUUGCUGAGGCCUUUCUGCGCUUCUUCAUUGAGAUCUUCGAGAAUUUCCCAUACGACGCGCCCAUACACAAGGAGAAGCUCAUCAGUUCGCAUCCGAAUCCGUCCGUUCAAAUCUUUCUGGAAUGGUUCGUGGAGACGGCGAUGUUUCAUCACUUCGUGAAGACCCGCUCGGCCGGCCAGAGUGACAAGAUGUACAAGAUCUUCGAGGCACGGCUGCUGGAGAAGGGUCAGGGCGACCGACGGAGGAUUGUGCAGAAUCUCGGAGGCCUGGCGCCUCUAAAUCGCAAAACGAAGACGCUGCGAGAGCGCUUCCGGGAGUUUUUCGAGUGAAACUCAAGUGCCUAGUGUUUGGAAAGUGCAUUUAUGAGUAGCUUUAGCGAGACUCCAACUCACCAAGAGUAGUUCUUAAGUGCCUCUAUAACGAUAUUAAACUAAGAAAAGAGAUGAUACAUUUUUAUAGCGCACAAUUUAUAAAAUCUACUUUUCCCAGCCGGAAAACUUCAUGAUAUUUCUUGUGUGAUAGUUUAGGACAUUUCCCUCCUGCAAAAGCUAAUUGAAAUUUUAAGUGCGAUUAACAAUAGAACAAGAGAAGUUGGAAUAUAUUGACAAUAAAGCCAAUAAAGCGUUUUCUAAGAGAUUA
This is a messenger RNA of Phlebotomus argentipes, 2597 nucleotides long. Its product is annotated as DENN domain-containing protein 2D-like. The record is from RefSeq and is a predicted model, not a curated record. The coding region runs from base 134 to 2287 and encodes 717 amino acids. Lineage: Eukaryota; Metazoa; Arthropoda; Insecta; Diptera; Psychodidae. The transcript has 3 exons.